Lycium barbarum (goji berry) is the source of this 2129-nucleotide messenger RNA. Its product is annotated as ankyrin repeat-containing protein At5g02620-like. Lineage: Eukaryota; Viridiplantae; Streptophyta; Magnoliopsida; Solanales; Solanaceae. The transcript is spliced from 3 exons. Gene Ontology annotation, cellular component: plasma membrane. Gene Ontology annotation, molecular function: protein phosphatase regulator activity; protein phosphatase 1 binding. The coding region runs from base 91 to 1914 and encodes 607 amino acids. The record is from RefSeq and is a predicted model, not a curated record.
UAAGCACUAUCUGCAACUUGAGCUUCUCCAAAUGUACUGAAAGCUACAUUUAAUUUCCUUUAAUUUCCCCUCAAACACUUUUAAUUAAAAAUGGACCGGCGGCUGAAUGAAGUAGUUUUCAGGGGAGAUGUUCGAGCCAUUAAGAAACUCAUUGAAGAAGAUGAAAACAUAGUAAAACAAACCAUUGAAGGGUCAUUACACACCAUAUUGCACCUAGCAGCUAGAUUUGGGCAUGUUGAAUUGGUCAAGAUGAUUGUGAAGUUGUUCCCUGAGAUGACGUCGGCCGAGAACGGGGAUCUAGAGACCCCUCUGCAUGAAGCAUGCAAAGAAGGGAGGCUUGAAAUUGUGAGAAUCCUGCUUGAGAAUGACCCUUGGGUUGCUUACAAGACCAAUAUGUGGGAUAAGAGUGUGCUUUAUGUAGCAUGUGAGAGAGGGAGGAUUGACGUGGUUAAACAUUUGUUAAAUAAUGUGCAGAUGCUGUUGAUGCUUGAAGUUGAUAUGUUCACUACUUCACUUCAUGCUGCAGCUUCAUCCGGCCAUACAGAAGUAAUGAAGGAAUUGGUUAAAGUACGACCUGAUUUUGCUUCGAAGAAUGACUUGAAUGGGUGUAGUCCGUUACAUAUAGCUUGUAGCAAAGGCCACUUAGAUAUAACAAGAGAACUACUAAAACUGGACAUGGAUCUUUCUGCCUUACAAGAUAAUGAAGACAGAACUCCACUUCAUUGGGCAGUCAUUAAAGGAAGAGUGAACAUUGUCGCUGAGAUACUCUCGGUGAGUCUUGAAUCUUCUGAAAUGAUUACCAAACAUGGAGAGACUGUUCUACAUUUGGCUGUCAAGAACAACCACUUUGAAGUGCUUAAAUUCUUGAUGGAGAGUCUUAACGUUUCAAAUCUCAUGAACAUUCAAGAUACUGAUGGAAACACCAUUCUCCAUUUGGCUACUGUUAGGAAACUCACGACGAUGGUUAUUUAUCUACUUAAGCUUGGGGUAGAAGUAAAUGCUUUGAAUCAGAAAGGAUAUACAGCAUUAGAUGUAGUUGAAGCAGAUGCAAGUAACUCUGGUGCUCUCGCAAUUAUCCCAGCAUUACAAAAAGCCGGUGCCAAAAGAUGCGACCAAUUACCACCAAGUUUACAAGACAUCCAGCAAGUUGUAUCACCGAAUUUGGGGUCAUGGCCAAGAAAAAUUAGUACUACUACUAGUACUUUUCAAUCUCCAUCCUCAUCUCAACAUUCUUAUUAUCAUCAUCAAAGGAAACAUAACAACAAUAAUUAUCGCGCUACAAGGAGAAAGAAAAUCGAGCUGCAAAGUGAAGGUUUAAGAAAUGCAAGAAAAACCAUAACAGUUGUUGCAGUACUAAUAGCAACUGUCACAUUUGCUGCUGGAGUUAAUCCUCCUGGUGGAUUUAAUCAAGGAAGUGGAAAAGCUCUUUUGGGUAAAAAAGCGGCCUUUAAGGUGUUCUUGGUAUGUAACAUUGUGGCUCUUUUUCUUUCCCUUGGAAUUGUUAAUGUUCUUGUUAGUGUUAUUCCAUUUAAGAGAAGAUCCAUGAUGAAACUAAUGGUGGCAACACAUAAAGUUAUGUGGAUUUCUACUUUUUUUAUGGCAUCAGCUUAUAUUGCUGCAAUAUGGUCAAUAUUGCCACAAGGAAAAGGGGUUAAUUGGGUACUAAUUGAGGUUGUGGUUAUAGGGGGAGGGUGCACUAUGGUUGUGUUUCUCAGUUUGGGAAUUUUGUUGGUUAGACAAUGGAAAAGGAAGACUGAUUGGAGAAAAAGAAGAGAUGAUAAGAAGAUGAAAGAGGAAAGUCCAAAGAGUAAUAUUAGUAGAGUUGAAGAAAUGAAAGUUGUGAAGAAAGAAAGUCGUGAGGGUAGCAGUAACUCAGAUGUUGAUAGCUCAGAUCAAGGUUAUCAUUUGUAUUAAUUAAUCAACUACCUACAUUGAUAGAUUUGUAUUAGUCUUCUUGUUGAGAAUAAUUAAUUAAAGCCAUAUACAUAUUAGUUCCUCUUAUAUAUCACCGUAUAAUCAGUUGACAGAUGCUAUAAUUAAUUUAUUUGUUGAAAGUCCAUUAAUAAGGAUUUCUAGUCAUUGUUUAACUUUAGAUCAUGUGCAUUUUGUUAUCAACAUUUUUAUGAUGG